Molecule: messenger RNA, 1718 nt
Organism: Pocillopora verrucosa
Lineage: Eukaryota; Metazoa; Cnidaria; Anthozoa; Scleractinia; Pocilloporidae
Product: high mobility group protein 20A-like
Biological process (GO): regulation of gene expression
Cellular component (GO): nucleus
Source: RefSeq, a predicted model, not a curated record
CCCAUUUUAAAAUGGAGAAUUCUCCUGUGUCAGAGCUGAGCUUUAUGCCAACGUUUUCUUCAAACCAAGAAUCUGAGGGAGACAAGACAAGCUUUGAAACCGCUGCAUCGUCAGUGAAUUGUUUUGCCGAGGUUGUUGUGACUCAAAAUUACCCAGAUAUGUCAAGGGGUGUUACAAUAUCAGGUAACGGAGUGGCAACAUUUGCUGUAAGUUCAAGUGGAGCUCUCACUUGUCCAGGUGGUGUGCUUAACAAUCAAGUAGCAGUUGUGACAGUUCCUGAAAGCCAGUUGUUUGCUGUCCAGCAGCCUGAGCAAGGUGAUUCAAUUCAACAAAACACUGACUUAAACAAUGAAGAUGAUGUUACAUCUGUCACUCCCAGUUCAUCAAAUGUCACAGAUCCUAAUGAACUAACCAUAAAUGUGCUACCACCUUCCACUUCUCUCCCAGAGGGUAGUGUGUUAGCAGAGGAAGCAUCAAAUACUGCACCCACAGGGGUUAAGAAAAGAAAAGGUGGUUGGCCUAAAGGUAAAAAAAGGAAGAAAGGAUUUGGUGAUUUAAAUAAGCCAAAGGCCCCAAUUACUGGGUAUGUGAGGUUUAUCAACAGUCGACGGGCUGAGGUGAAACAACAACAUCCUCAUCUACAGUUUUCAGAAAUAACAAAGAUACUUGGUUUGGAGUGGAGCAAUCUUCUGCAAGAGGAGAAACAGAAAUACUUGGAUGAAGCUGAGGAAGAUAAAAAACGUUACAUUGAAGAGCUUAAAAUUUAUCAACAAUCUGAACAGUACCAGGCAUUCAUAAAAAGACAAAGUGCCAAGAAACUCAAGUCCAUUGUUGGAGUAGAUACCCCUGAAGAAGUGCCAUCUAGCUUGUUGUUAAGUGACCAAGUGGAAGAUGAUUCCAAUGAAUUGUACUGCAAAGUUUGCAACCAGUUCUUCAGCUCCUUACAUAACAAGAAGGAACACUUAUUUGGAAAACAGCAUCUUUUGAUGCUUACAGGCGAAUUUGAACGUGAAGCUGAACAAAAUGCCAACGGCACAGAGAAAGUUCCAAAUGACUCUCCUGACCUGACUCCUUGUAACACUGUCUCAGAUACUAUAGGAACAUCACUGAUAUCAGAUGAAUCAAUGGUGUCUAUCUCACAGUUUACAGAAAAGUUCUUGGAACAAAACUUAAACAGAGAACUGGAACUGAGAGAGCUUAGAAAAGUGGUCCUCAUGUCACAGGAGGAGAACAUGACACUCAACAAAGACAUGGAGGAGCUUAAGAAUUUAUUGCAAAAAGUAGAAGAUGAUCUUGGGUCGGUGAAAGCUUACGGAGCGUCACUUACAGCUCAACUUAAUAGCUUAAGGAUGGUGCCAACUCUGUUUGGGGUGAUUAACUUUUAGAUCGGACCUUGAAAUAAUACUCCACAACUCUACCAUCAAGGACCGUCCAACUUUGCCCUUAAUGGUUCUGAAGUUGAUUUGUAACUGACAAUCACAAUGAAUAACGCAAUAGUAUGCAGUUGUCUGAGUAAGGCUUCAAAUGUUGCAAAGCAACGUGGAAACGAGUACGUGAGCGUUCUGGGUGUGUACGAUUACCUGUGAUCAACCAAGUUGCGAACAUGUCUGCGUUUACUUGUUGCAGGCAUUCUGAAACUCCAGGAACCUGAAUUUUUUCCUGUAUAUUGUUAUACUUCUGUUUCAUCGUGCAUGUUUUGCCUUGCAGCCCGAACCAAC